This is a messenger RNA of Vicia villosa (hairy vetch), 1948 nucleotides long. Its product is annotated as 3-ketoacyl-CoA synthase 11-like. The transcript is spliced from 2 exons. Bases 129 to 1652 code for a protein of 507 amino acids. Gene Ontology annotation, biological process: fatty acid biosynthetic process. The record is from RefSeq and is a predicted model, not a curated record. Lineage: Eukaryota; Viridiplantae; Streptophyta; Magnoliopsida; Fabales; Fabaceae. Gene Ontology annotation, molecular function: acyltransferase activity, transferring groups other than amino-acyl groups. Gene Ontology annotation, cellular component: membrane.
AUAAGUACAAUUACAAACAUUUAUUCCUCCUCUCUCCUUCUCUCUCUCUCUCUCUCUCUCUCUCUCUCUCUCUCUCUGGAAGACGCUACUACUGGGAUCUCGGGUGGGUUUGGUCUCCAAGGGUAACAAUGGCAGAUUCAAGACCCUUGAUGCCACAUUCAUCUAGGAACUUACCUGAUUUCAAGAAAUCUGUUAAAUUGAAGUAUGUUAAACUUGGUUAUCAUUAUCUAAUCACUCAUGGAAUGUACCUUUUUCUUUCCCCUCUUGUGAUGUUGAUUGCUGCGGAGUUAUCUACUUUUUCAAUCCAAGAUCUUUAUGAUAUUUGGGAGCAUCUACAAUACAAUUUGAUAUCUGUCAUAUUUUGCUCAACUUUACUUGUUUUUCUAUCCACACUCUACUUUUUGACUCGUCCGAAACCGGUGUACCUUGUCGAUUUCUCGUGUUAUAAGCCGGAGGGACUGCGGAAGUGCACAAAAAGGAAGUUUAUGGAUCAGUCUCGGUUGAUUAGUACUUUUACGGAGGAGAAUCUUGAGUUUCAGAGAAAGAUUCUUGAGAGGUCGGGGCUCGGGGAAUCCACUUACCUUCCUGAGGCUGUGCUCAACUUUCCUCCUAACCCUACGAUGAAGGAAGCUAGGAAAGAAGCUGAGACUGUGAUGUUUGGUGCCAUUGAUGAGCUAUUCGGUAAGACCUCGGUGAAGCCUAAAGAUAUAGGAAUUGUGAUUGUGAAUUGUAGCUUGUUUAACCCAACUCCGUCGCUAUCUGCAAUGAUUGUCAAUCAUUACAAGCUUCGAGGGAAUGUGAAGAGCUAUAACCUAGGUGGGAUGGGAUGCAGUGCGGGGCUGAUCUCGAUUGAUCUUGCUAAUGAUCUUUUACAGGUCAAUCCUAACUCGUAUGCGUUGGUUAUUAGCAUGGAGAAUAUCACGUUGAAUUGGUAUUUUGGAAACGAUCGGUCGAAGCUUGUUUCUAAUUGUUUGUUUCGUAUGGGAGGAGCUGCGGUUCUGCUUUCCAACAAAAGCUCGGACAAAAGAAGAUCGAAAUACCGAUUGGUUACUACUGUCCGCACUAACAAGGCUUCGGAUGACAAGUGCUUUAGCUGUGUAACUCAAGAAGAAGAUACCAAUGGAAAGAUCGGUGUUAAUUUGUCUAAAGAUCUUAUGGCGGUUGCAGGUGAUGCUUUGAAAACCAAUAUCACUACACUAGGGCCUCUUGUACUUCCAACAUCUGAGCAGCUUCUAUUCUUCGCCACGUUGGUUGCAAAGAAGCUUUUCAAGAUGAAGAUUAAGCCUUAUAUUCCAGAUUUCAAGCUAGCUUUUGAACAUUUUUGCAUCCAUGCCGGAGGCAGAGCUGUUUUGGAUGAAGUGGAGAAAAACUUGCAGCUACCUCCUUGGCAUAUGGAGCCAUCGAGGAUGACACUUUAUCGUUUCGGAAACACAUCUAGCAGUUCACUUUGGUAUGAACUUGCUUACUCAGAAGCCAAAGGGAGGAUCAAGAAGGGAGAUAGAACAUGGCAAAUAGCAUUUGGUUCUGGGUUCAAGUGUAACAGUGCAGUGUGGAAGGCUCUCAGGACAAUCAACCCUGCUAAGGAGAAAAGCCCUUGGAUAGAUGAAAUUGACCAGUUUCCUGUCGAUGUACCUAAGGUAUCUACCAUCUAAACGACGGGGAUUGUAAGUAGCUAUUGGAUUGAUGAAAUUCUCUUACCGAGCUUUUGUGAUUUGUUACUGUUUUCAGAGUUCAGAUUUUAGGAAACUUAUUCUGCUUUCGGGUGUACAAGUGGUAGGUCUAGUUUAGGGGCAGUUUUAGUUGGGUCCAACUUUAUAACAUGGAUUGGUGCUUGAACUAGUUAUUGUUUUGCUGUGAAGUGUAUGUUCUUGGGAAUGUAUUUAUUUGACUGGUUUGUGGAUUGUGUUGAUGAAAUGCAUAAAAUCUGAAAUGCAAUUCCAGAUCCUAA